CUACUGUAGAACCCAUUCAAAGAUAGGGUUAGGGUUUUAGUGGGCGCCGCGCAUUCUCCAUGGGGAGCCAGCGUCUUUCUUCUCUCGAGGAAAGCCUUGGCAAUGCGUAUCCUCACAAGUUCGAGGUGUCGAUGACCCUGGCCCAGUUCCACGACGAAUUCGGGCAGCUGGAAGCUGGGCAGCGCUCCAACACCCUCGUCUCCGUCGCAGGCAAGGUAAUGCACAAACGCCUCGAGCCCGACUCGACGUGCUACGUGCUCGAGUCGGUCGUGGGAAAGCUUCCAGCAUUUGUGGAUCACGCCAGAGUGCCGAAACUCGGAGCUGAGAUCGAGCGGGGUGAUAUUGUUGGUGUUUCGGGUUUUGCCUCGGCGUGUCAUGGCGAGCUGGGGAUUUCCGUGGAGAAGUUGUGCUUGUUGGCUCCUUGCCUACGCACUUUGCCAGAACGCGAGGGUGAUAGCCACACGGAGCAAGAGUCUUGGAGGCCGGGGAAAGCAAGAGAUCCAAGCGCAUAUGUGCUGAGUGAUCAGGAAGAAAGGUACAGGAACCGGGUUCUCGACUUGAUUGUCAACCCGGACAUCAAGUCCGUGUUUGCUGCCCGAACCGAGGCCGUGAACUACAUUCGGACUUACAUGGAAACUAGUGGCGUUACAGAGGUGAACACUGGGGUUCUCGAGCAAAGAAGUGUCGCGAACGGUUUCAAGACGCAUCACAACCAACUAAACCUGGACAUGGUUCUUCGGGUCUCGUCGGAUCAGCUGCUGCAGCUGAUUGUGUCCAACUUUUUUGGCGUGUACGAGAUUGGCAAGCAGUUCCGCAACGAAGAAAUGAGCCGGACACACAACCCCGAGUUCACUACUUGCGAGAUGUAUAAAGCAUAUGCCGACUACAAGGACUUGAUGGAGAUGACCGAGAAGCUGCUUUCAGGAUUGGUUAUGAAGAUCACUGGCGGAUACAAAGUCUAUUACCAUUCCGACGGCUACGACAGCCCUCCUGUUGUGAUCGACUUCACUCCUCCAUUCAGGAGGGUGGAGGUGGUGAAAGGCCUUGAAGAGGCACUGGGCCUCAAGUUUCCAGAGGACCUUGCGUCGGAGCAGGCCAAUGAGUUCUUAAGAGAGACUUGCUCGUCCAAAGGCGUCUCAUGUCCGCCGCCUCUCUCGACAGCGAACCUCUUGUCUUCGCUAGCGGGCCAUUUCCUGGAGGCAACAAGCGUGUCCCCGACUUUCAUUGUCGACUACCCCAAGAGGAGCACUCCAUUUGCGAAAACGCACAGCUCCACGCCAGUUCUCGCGGAGCACUUCAAGCUCUUUGUCAGCAAGAGUCAGCUGGUGAGUGGAUUCACCCAGUGCAGGGAUCCCGCGGAAGCGCAAGAGAACAGUGAACUACACACACUCUUGGAGUAUGGCCUCCCGCCGUGCUCGGGCUGGGCCUGUGGAAUCGAUCGCUUGGUGAUGCUGCUAACAGAUUCAGUGGACAUCAAGGAAGUAGUACUCUAUCCAGCUCUCAAGCCAGCGGAGGAUCUCUAAGAUCGCUGACCAUAAAAUUUGCCAAAACGUGGCGAAGGAGAAGAUCCACAUUCUAUAUAAUUUUGACGAUCAUGUAAUGUUUUGAUUUGGUAUAAAAGCCUCACGUUUCAAA
Selaginella moellendorffii is the source of this 1635-nucleotide messenger RNA. Its product is annotated as lysine--tRNA ligase. Gene Ontology annotation, biological process: lysyl-tRNA aminoacylation. The record is from RefSeq and is a predicted model, not a curated record. Bases 60 to 1523 code for a protein of 487 amino acids. Gene Ontology annotation, cellular component: cytosol; cytoplasm. Gene Ontology annotation, molecular function: ATP binding; lysine-tRNA ligase activity; tRNA binding. NCBI's taxonomy places the organism in Eukaryota, Viridiplantae, Streptophyta, Lycopodiopsida, Selaginellales, Selaginellaceae. The transcript is spliced from 10 exons.